AUGAUAAGUACGUCAAUGUCCGGAGAAACCUCGCAUAGCCUAGCAUCCUAUAGCUCAACUAGGGUCACUACACCCGAGGGCUUCAAGGCCGAGACCCCCAGCCUUGCCCAAAAAUCUAUGAGAUGGCGUUCAUCUUUUCACUUGAUGCCUCAAAGGGGAUGGAUGAAUGACCCAUGCGCACCUGGAUAUGAUCCCUCGACUGAAUUGUACUAUGUCUCUUUUCAGUGGAACCCCAAUGGUCCUGACUGGGGUGAUAUUGCUUGGGGAACUGCGACUUCGCAUGAUCUGAUUUCAUGGAAAGUCGACGAUCAGCCUGUCCUCUCGCCAGACAAGAGCUACGACUACAAGGGUGUCUUCACCGGGUGUUUUGUCAAGGCACAGGAUGAGACUCUCAACUACAUCUAUACCUCAGUCAGUGCCCUCCCAAUCCACCACACCAUCCCGCACAAAAGAGGCUGCGAGACAUUAAGCAUUGCGACAUCUUCAGAUCAGGGCAAAACCUGGUACAAAAGUGACAAGAAUCCCAUCCUGCCGGGCGAACCUUCCGGUCUCGAUGUCACUGGCUGGAGAGAUCCGUUCUGUGCUCCAUGGCCCAACAUGAGCAAGACCUUGGGGCUGGAAUCAAAGGAGUCUCUGUUCGGUAUCAUCUCAGGGGGCAUCAGGGAUAUCACUCCCACAAGCUUUCUCUACAAGGUCGAUCCGAAGAACUUGAGUGACUGGAAGUACAUCGGCCCUCUCGCAAACCUUGGUCUGAAUUUCAGACUGUCAAGGUGGUCUGGUGAUCUGGGCAAGAACUGGGAGGUUACGAACUUCCUGUCGCUGCAUGACGAGAAUGAUCCCAACUCAACCUUUGACUUUCUCAUCAUGGGAGCUGAGGGAUGCCUCGAGGAUGGCCUCGAAGAAUCCCCGAGCAGUGCAGGUCCAUCACAUCCAAGCCGUGGCCAGCUUUGGAUGUCCGGCAACCUUCGGAAAGACGAAGCUACUGGCUCUGCAAGUAUUUCAUAUGACUUUGGAGGCCACCUUGACCAUGGCUGCCUGUAUGCUGCGAACUCUUUCUUCGAUCCGCGAAGCCAGAAACACAUUGUCUGGGGUUGGAUCACAGAAGAAGACCUGUGCGAUGAUCUCCGUCAUCAGCAAGGUUGGAGUGGAAUGUUGUCAAUGCCUCGCCAGCUCUAUUUGCAGACUCUGCACAACGUAGUGGGCUCAUUAGUCUCUGACUUGUCCUCUAUCACUUCUGUCAAACUCCAGUCCGAGGCUGACGGAGCUUUCGCUAUCCAGACCCUUGCCAGCGAACCCUAUCAGCCUUUGAUUCAACAUCUCCGAAGCUCUUUGGACGCGCAGCUCACACAUUUGGGUAGAUCAUCCCUUGGCGUUAGUGUCAACCAGCUGGAGUUCUCGCCAGAGAACCUGCAGAGUAAGCACUGGGAACUUGAGUGCUCGUUCAAGGUCUCGAAAACUUGCUCCAAGGUCGGGCUGUCGAUCGGUCAUUCAAGGGGCUAUGAAAACGCAACGCUAAUGAUAUUCGAGCCGCAAAACGAAACUUUCACGAUUUCUCGGCCAUCCCUUUCCACAUCUGAUUCAUCUCUGUGGAUCAGAAGCUCGCCUGAAGCAGCACCACAUACAUUGUUCACAGUUCGCAACCCCAGCAGUGGAGAAGAGUAUACGGAAACUUUGGAUAUUCGCGCAUGGCGGGAUAACUCCGUUCUUGAGGUAUUCGUCAAUGGUCGCACCGCGAUCUCCACUCGCCUUUAUGCGGCUGAGGAAACAUUCGGUAUGCGAUUCUUCGCAGAAGAUGAAGCCUCAAGCACCGAGGUACUACGGACCAGUCACACUGGUUCGACAGAGUUGCAAUUUGCAAAUUUGUGGGAUGGAAUUGGGAACUAG
This is a messenger RNA of Penicillium egyptiacum, 1884 nucleotides long. Lineage: Eukaryota; Fungi; Ascomycota; Eurotiomycetes; Eurotiales; Aspergillaceae. The record is from the annotation of a GenBank genome assembly.